AUCUCGUUCCUACGCAGAUGCCUGAGCCCUGCCUUCUUCCUCGUGUUGUGUGUGUUUGGAAGCAUGGCGUCUUUGGCAAAAAAACGAGCAUUGGGAACGGGAGAGGAGCCGGAGGAAGACCAGGAGGAAAGCUCGGAUGAGGGGAUCGAAGGUGACUCCGGAGACGACGACAGUGACGGUUCUGAUGAAGAAAUAAACGAGGAGGUAACUGUCGACUUUGAAGCACAUACAAUAUCCGACAGCGAUUGUAACGGGAUCAAAAAGCUUUUGAAACAGCUGUUUUUGAAAGCCAAUAUAAACCUGUCUCAACUGACUGAUCUGAUAAUCCAGCAGAAACACAUUGGAAGUGUUAUCAGACAAGCUGAUGUUCCAGAGGACAGUGAUAAUGAUGAUGAUAUAGAUGAAGUCUUUGGAUUCAUCAGUCUUUUAAAUCUGACUGAAAGAAAGGGCUCAGAGUGUGUUGAGCAGAUUAAGGAGCUUGUGCUUGAUCACUGUGAGAAGUGCUGUCCCCCGAGCGUCGCUGAGCAGCUAAAUAAAAUCCUGAACGACACCACAAAGCCUGUGGGCCUCCUGUUGAGCGAGAGAUUCAUCAAUGUGCCACCGCAAAUUGCGCUGCCCUUGCACAAACAGCUACAGGAGGAAAUAGCAGAAGCCCAGCGAACCAAUAAACCCACUGGGAAGUGCCAUUUUUACAUCAUGAUAAGCAAAACCUUCAAAGAGGCAGGAAAAAAUAACAGCACACUAAGAGGAGGUGCACCAAAGAAAGAAGAACUGCAAUUUACGAAUGCUGAGGAGGAAUUCUUUCACGAGCAUGCAGCUGUAAAGUUCAACUACUCUGUCCAAGAGGAAAGCGACUCUUGUCUUGCUGGCCGAUGGUCUUUCGAUGAUGUUCCAAUGAAACCUUUCCGUACUGUAAUGUUAAUCCCAGCCAAGAGUAUUGGUCCAAUCAUGGAAAAACUAAGAGAGUACCUGUCCAUAUGAAGGUUACCUGGAGGAACUGUAUAACGUUUGGAACACAAUGGUUUCUUACCUGUACAUUUGAAUCAUUUUGUUUAUUUGCAUAAACCAGUUAUAUUAAAAAAAAAAAAAAAAAAAAAAACACCCAACUCUGUACACUGUUUUUUGUAUUGGACUCCCAAGAAGCUCCAAUAAAUUGACCUUGGUGUGUGUUUAAUCCAUAAUAUUUA
Messenger RNA from Polyodon spathula (Mississippi paddlefish), 1187 nucleotides. RefSeq names its product BRCA2 and CDKN1A interacting protein. NCBI's taxonomy places the organism in Eukaryota, Metazoa, Chordata, Actinopteri, Acipenseriformes, Polyodontidae. The record is from RefSeq and is a predicted model, not a curated record. Gene Ontology annotation, cellular component: nucleus. Bases 64 to 981 code for a protein of 305 amino acids. The transcript has 7 exons.